Messenger RNA from Scomber japonicus (chub mackerel), 1149 nucleotides. RefSeq lists its product as uncharacterized. The transcript is spliced from 3 exons. The coding region runs from base 1 to 1149 and encodes 382 amino acids. The record is from RefSeq and is a predicted model, not a curated record. NCBI's taxonomy places the organism in Eukaryota, Metazoa, Chordata, Actinopteri, Scombriformes, Scombridae.
AUGGAAGGAGCGGAGGUGGUUGCUGGGUUUCUGGCGUGUCUCUUCGUUUACAUGGCGGUGGGAGCUAUGAAUGAGAGGAGAAGACGUUUGGAAGAGGACUUCGACAGGGCUGAAAGGAUUCUUCUACAAUGUGCACGGCGUACUGCUCCCAUUGUUUGGACCCACAAGAGAAGUGAGGAAUGGUGGAAAGUGGUUGUGCCGACUUUCUCUGAUGAGCAGUGGGUGCAAAAUUUCCGCAUGUCAAAGGAAACCUUUGCAUAUCUGUGUCAGCGGGUGCAACCAGCGCUGGAGAAGCAGGACACAAAUUAUCGGCUGUGUGUUCCCCUCCAGCAAAGGGUAGCUAUAGCGGUCUGGAAACUAGCAACAAAUGCAGACUACAGGAGUGUUGCCCACCUAUUUGGGGUAAGCCGAUCUACCGCCUGCAAAUGCUUAAAGGCCUUCUGUUCUGCUGUGGAGGACAUACUGUGGCCUGAAGUUAUCCAGUUCCCUAGUGCAGAUACGCUUAAUGAAAUGGCGAACUACUUCGAAAACAGGUGGGGGUUGCCACAAUGUGUUGGAGCCAUAGAUGGUUCACACAUUCCAAUCCUGGCACCGCAGGAGUACCAUACCGAGUACUAUAACAGGAAAGGUUGGUACUCUAUUGUCCUGCAGGCAGUAGUGGAUGGGAGAGGACUUUUCUGGAGUGUGUUCGCUGGGCUGCCUGGCAGUCUGCAUGAUGCCAGAGUACUGCGAAGAUCCGGACUCUGGAAUAUGCCUGACAGGAUGUUCACAGGACGUAAUCGUGUCAUUGAGGGCCAUGACAUGGGGUAUUACAUCUUGGGCGAUGCUGCCUAUCCCCAGAUGAGCUGGCUCAUGAAGCCAUUCAUGGACAAUGGCCGCCUAACUGCAGAGCAGUCAAAUUAUAACUUCAAGCUCAGCAGAGCUAGGGUGGUGGUAGAAAAUGCUUUUGGAAGACUGAAGGGAAGAUGGCGAUGUCUGCUGAAAAGAAAUGACUGCAGUUUAGAGACAGUGAAGUCUAUGGUGGUUACGUGCUGUGUGCUACACAAUCUGUGCGAGAGCCAUGGGGAGGACUUUAGGGAGGAAUGGGCUGACCAGGUGAACCUCAACCAGCCUGAUGCACCGCCGCUAGACGGAGCAGAUGCAGACUGA